CAAAAAGAGGCGCCAUCUGCGCGUUUGAGAGAGCCCAGUGACCCAGGAAGGCCAGCAGCGCUGUGCGACAGCGCGCAUCUCGCGCUGCCAACUGGUGUCCACGUUGCGCAGCGCUGGAGCCAGGAUUUGCAUGCGACCGGCUCAUAGCCAGUCUUAGGCCAGGUGGACAGCGGCGAGCACCAGCGCCGGCGCCUGCGCGAUGGCGACCCGCGAGCUCGAAGCCAUCCUCGUGCGCCUCGGCUUGACCCGCUACCUGGAGAAUUGCCGGCGCGAAUGCAUCGACGACGACUGCCUCGACACGCUCGAGAGAGAUGAUAUUAGGGAGCUUGGCCUGCCGAUCGGUCCUGCGCGCAGAUUUGAGGCCGCGCUCGCCGACCGCCGGAGAAGCCGCGGCUCGGCGGAAGUGUCUCCCGUGACGCCCUCGCCGGCGGCGCCGCGACGACCCGAGCCCGCCCAGCCGCCCGCCGCCGCCGCGCCGCCACUCCCGGCGCCACCGCGCGACGCCUCCGGGGAGACGCUCUGGCCGACGGGGCCGCCGGGCGAAGGCACCCUGUGCGAGAUCUGCAUGGAUUCGGCCGUCGCGGUGCGCCUCGAGUGCUCUGGCGCGCACGAGUUCUGCGUCGACUGCUUGGAUAGGUGGGCGCAGCAGACCGCUCUUAAGGCACAAGCGCACACCUCGUGCCCUACGUGUCGAGCGCCAGUCGUCAAGGCCGUCGACAUCGCGACUGGAGCGCCGAGACCCCUCACCAAACUGGUGACCGCGUGGGGCGGCGCCGGGACGCCGGCGGCGCGGGCUCGGCAACGUAUCGAAGCGCUCGCGUUCGCCGAGCGGCGGGAGGCGGCUGAGCGCGAGCGGGCCGCCGCGGCGGCGCUGGCCGAGCGCGAACGCGUCGCGGCCGCCGCACGCGCUGCUGCCGAGGCGGCCGAGCGCGAGCGCCGGCGACGGCAAGCGCCGACCGCGAUCCUGCGGCGCGAACCGACGCCGCCGCCGCAAAACGCCGAGGUCGACGCGGCCGCCUUCGCGCGCGCGCUCGCCCCCUGGGUCGCCUCGAGGGGCGGCCGCGUCGCGGCGACGGAACUCUCGCAGUUCUACCGAAGCGAGGCGGCUGGCGGCCUCGUGAUCCCCAAGAAGGGCGCACUCAAACUCCUCCAGCCCGUGGCCGCGGCAGCGGGUUUGCGCGUCUCUCAGACCACCGACUCCGCGUACGUCAUCGAGACCGCCCCGGCGCCAAGCCCUGAACCAAGCGUGUCCGGCGGAACUGCGGUCGCCUUCGCGCGCGCGCUCCGCGGCUGGAUCGCUUCUCGCAAAGGUGGCCGGAUCGAGGCGAACGAGCUCGCGGAGUUCUAUAAGAGUCCGGCGGCGCGCGGAAGGGGCGCGCUCGCCAUUUCUAACCUCGGCGGUCCCCUCAAGCUCCUCCGGCCCGUGGCCGCGGCGGAGGGCCUGCGCAUCGUGCAGCGAACUAAUGGACAGCAUGCUAUCGAGGUCGUCGCGCCGACGGUCGGCGCCGCGGCGCCGCCGGCGUCCCUUCGCGCCGUGGAGGGCGAGAUCCUGGCCGUCGUCGACGACCGCGGCGGCCAGAUUGCGUUCGGAGAACUCGCGGAAGCCUACCGAAAGGUCCACGGCAAGGCCAUCGACUACCGCGCGCUGGGCUUCGAGCGGCUGAGGCUGCUCGUCGAGCACCUCCCGGGCAUUGACUUCGACCCGCGCGUCACGUCAAAGCCCGUGCACGCUGUCCUACGCCGCGCCGUGGCCGGCGACCAGCCGACGACGCGCGACGCCCGCGGCACGGCGCCGCAAAACGUGGGGCCGCCGGCGGCUCUGCGUGCCGUCGAACGCGAGAUCCUGACGAUUAUCGACGGUCACGGGCUCAACAACGGGACCGAGAUCAUGGCCGAUAAACUCUGCGGCCGCUACCGAGAGGCCCACGGCAAGGACAUCGACUACCGCGCGCUGGGCUUCAAGAAGUUCAAGCUGCUCGUCGAGCAGCUGCCCUCCCUCAUCUGGGUCGCCAAACCCGGCGCCCCUCCCUAUGUGAGGCGCUUGCACGCGGCGCCGUCCGCGGCGACGCCGGCACCCGCUCCUGCAACGACGCCGGCCGCUCCCGCAGCGCCGACGACCCGCGAUGGAGUCGUCGACGCGCUUGCGACGUGGAUUGGCGGGUUGCCGCACCCGCGCGCACGGUCGACGGACGUGGACCGCUGGCUGGCGUGGCACCGCGCACGAAGUGACGUCGUGCCCGAGGGCCUCGACUGGCUGACUGUCGGCCAGCUCGCGCCGCACGGCCUCCGCAAGCGCCGCGCGACUGAGGGCGUUUUCUGGAUCGAAGUCGCGGCGGCGGCGAGCGCGCCCGCGCCGGUGCCGUCCACGGCGACGUCGGCGCCCGCUCCCGCGGUGCCGGCGGCGCCGGCUUCCGACGGACCCGUAGCGCCGGAGCCGACGGACCCGCUCGCGCUCUUUAUGACGCGGGCCCGCGCGUACGUCGAUCGCGCCGGGGCGCUGCUCGGAAACGACGCGCCAGGCGCGACCAAGCUCCCGACGCCGCGCAAGCAGCUUAUCGAGCUAUGUGCUCAGCAGUACGGCCUGCGCUUCCAAGACCGAGCCGACGGCGAGCAUUGGGUCCUGGUCGAUGGCGAUCAAUGGCUCGCGAGCCAACGGCAAGCAGUGGAAGCCGCGUUCGACGGCGCCGCGGCACCACCGCCGCCGUCGAGCUCGCGCCGCGGCGAACCCGCCGCACUACGCCGUCUCGAGUCGCGGGCAAUGACCCACGUCCGCGAGCUCCUCUCAGAACGAGGGAGCAUCUACAUCUCGGACCUCUCCAGACUUUAUCGGGAAAAGUACGGCAGCGGGUUCGACUACAAGCGGCUCGGCUUCGCGAAUAUUGGUGCGUUCGUGAGGGAGAUGCCGGGCCUGGAGUGGGAGGACGCGGGCGGCGGCGUCGUUAGAUUGGCGCAGGCGCCGCCGCCGGGAAGCUUUCCCGAUCAGCCCGCGCCAAGCCGGGAGACUAUCCCGCUCGUGUCCGAGAUCCGCGACACCGAGGGGAUGCGCGCGCUCGCGGCGUUCGUCGCCAAGUGCCCGCAGGGAAGACUCGCGCUCAGUAAGGACGACGAGGACCCAGACGAAGCGCGAUUUGGCCUCAGUAAGGAGACGAUUAGGGCGCAAGCCAGAAGCGUCGGCCUCGUCGUCCACGAGAACGCCAAGUGCGGCGUAUUUACGCUGCUGAGCACGGUGAACAGGCCGGAGAGAUGGGCGCUCUUUUCAGAAGCCGAGGACUUGUCACGGCUGGCGGGCGCGACCGCGGCUCUGGCGCCUUCGGCGGCCGUCGAACCCGCGCCGUUAGCGGCGGUUUUGGCGCCGGUGCCGGCACCUGCGCCGCGCACCGAAGUUGACAGCGGCUCGAUCGCUGUGAGGCUCGCUGCUUUGCGCGCCGCCGGCGUCGUGACGGGAGCAGAAGCCGAAGAGUUGGCACGACGGGCGCGCGCGGACGAACUCCGGGAACUCCGGGUCCGGGAUCCGCCGACGUCGCUCGAGGCGCUCCGGGCCGCGGGUAUACCGCCGCCGCCGCAACCGCGGGAGUCGACGCACCUCCCAGGCUUCGCGCCGGCGACGGCGCCGGCGCCGCGCGAGGAAGGCUGGGUUGAGGGCGGCUCGACGGCGGCAAGGACCGCGAUCGAGGCGCUCCGGGCCGCGGGAGUUCCGCCGCCGCCGCCUCCGCAUCCGCGGGAGUCGGUUCAUCUCCCAGGCUUCGCGCCGGCGCGAUUCCGCUCGAGCAGCCCCCUCCACGACGACGCGGCGGCGCUCCGGGAACGGUCGGCUGCUGACGACCGCGCCGAGGCGGGCCUCGAAUAA
Molecule: messenger RNA, 3847 nt
Organism: Pelagomonas calceolata
Lineage: Eukaryota; Pelagophyceae; Pelagomonadales; Pelagomonadaceae
Source: the annotation of a GenBank genome assembly